Salvia hispanica is the source of this 1914-nucleotide messenger RNA. Its product is annotated as LEAF RUST 10 DISEASE-RESISTANCE LOCUS RECEPTOR-LIKE PROTEIN KINASE-like 2.5. Gene Ontology annotation, molecular function: ATP binding; polysaccharide binding; protein kinase activity. The record is from RefSeq and is a predicted model, not a curated record. NCBI's taxonomy places the organism in Eukaryota, Viridiplantae, Streptophyta, Magnoliopsida, Lamiales, Lamiaceae. Gene Ontology annotation, biological process: protein phosphorylation.
AUCAUCUGCAAUCAUGUCAAACCAAACGCUCUUUAAUUCGUAUCUCGCCCUUCUGAUUCUGCUUCUAUGUUUCACAGAAAGCUGCAUAGCUAGAAACAGCUCACAUUGCAUCACUUCUUCAUGUGGGAAUAUCAACAUUAGCUACCCUUUUAGGCUGAGAAGUGAUCCUGCAAAUUGUGGCCAUCCGGACUCCAUCUUUGCACUCGAAUGCCAGAAAGAUCGACUCACACUGCACACGAAUUCCAGAAGAUACCGUGUUGAGGCAAUCACUUACAGCAACUUCUCCAUUCGGAUAUCUGAUCCAGGUUUAGACAGCAAAAAUAUCUCAUCCUGUCCGAUUUAUUCGUAUGUAGACAAUGUUUAUAUGUACUCAAGCUAUGUAUACUCAUAUUACCCUAGCAGCAUUUACAUAACAUACAUCAACUGUCUAAGUCCUGUAGCUAAUCCGUUAUACGUUGAGAAUCCUUACUGUGCCAACACGAGCGCCUUCUCCAACACCUCCAGAAUUUACAGCUAUGUCACGGCUGAAACAAUAUUAGUACCCGAUUUGGAGUCAUCCUGCACCUUUGACACCGUGACUCAGGCUACAUUAAUUUGGCCUUCAACAGAUCAUCAUAACUAUUCGUAUGCACAGAUCCAUGAUCUGCUUGCUUAUGGAUUUGAGUUAUCAUGGUUUCGCGUGUUGUGUAUAGAAUGCGAUGAGAGCAAUGGAGAGUGCAGUUUGGAGGGCAACGAAAUCCGGUGUCGCCACUAUUGCUAUGAGAGCACCCCUUUCGAAGACCUUACUCUCAUCUGCAAAUUGGAGUAUUAUGCAGUUUAUUUGUACUUUCCGGUCUUAGCAAUCGGAGGGCUUAUAGUACUAAGAUAUGUAGUUGGGAUUCCAUGUUUACUUGGAAUGGUAGUGAUUAGGAGGAAAAGGCAGCGUUCAUGGAUAAACAACAGUGAAAACAUCGAAGAACUCACGAGACACCAGUUGAAUCACAUGCCAAUAAACUAUAGCUAUAGGGAGAUUAAAAAGAUGACUCACAAUUUCAAGGCUAAAUUAGGAGGAGGGCCUCAUGGAACUGUUUUCAGAGGCAAGCUACGAAGCGGCCCCACUGCUGCAGUGAAGAUGCUGACUAGCUCUUCUUCUUCAGCUAGUGACAAGGAGUUCAUCAGGCAUGCAUCAGAAAUCUCGAGGAUCACCAAUGCAAAUGUGGUCAAACUCUUUGGAUUCUGCUUAAAGGGAAACAAAAGAGCUCUGGUGCAUGAGUUUGUGCAAUUUGGCUCUCUUGAAAAACACAUCUCCUUGCAGGAAGGGACCAAGAAACGCGAUCUGAGCUGUGGAGAGACGUUCAAGAUAGCCGUUGGGAUAGCCCAUGGGAUCCAGUGUUUGCAUGCUGCUAACAUCCUGCAUCUUGCAAUCAAGCCUCAGAACAUUCUACUUGAUGAGGAUUUCAAUCCCAAGAUUUCAGAUCCCGGACUUGAAAAACUAGAGCCUUCACGGAUUAAGGGGAAGAUGGGAUUCAUGCCUCCAGAAAUGGUGUACAAGAACAUUGGAGGAGAGGUUACUUGCAAAGCUGAUGUGUACAGUUUCGGGAUGCUGGUGCUGGAAAUGGCUGCGCGGCUGCAAUCACACACGAGCCAUGUUUACUACCCCUUGUGGAUUUACAAUCAGUUGUGUGAAGGGAAGGAGUUGGAAAUGAGAGGUGGUGGAGAAGAAGAGAAGGAGAUGAUGAAAAAGAUGAUUGUAGCAGCAUUAUGGUGCAUUCAGAUUAAGGCUGGAGAUAGGCCAAGUAUGGAGCAAGUUGUUGGCAUGCUUCAAGGGGGAGUUGAGUUGCUGCACUUGCCACCAAUGCCUUUCCAGAGACCCAUGCAUUCUGACUUGUAGUAUUCCCUCAUGUAUUCAUUUAUUUACUUUCCUCUCUUUAACCA